AUGGCGUUCCUCAGGCGCUUCGCGAAGAAAUCGCUGAAGGUCGGCGUCGUGGGCGGCGGCCUGGUGGGCGGCGGUGUGCUGGCCAACACGGCCAUCAACGACGACCUCGACGACAUCUCCUACGCCGUCAAGAGGAGGUUCUACAAGGCUGCCAAGAAGGACGCUCCCAAGAAGAAGGUCGUGGUUCUCGGGUCUGGAUGGGGAGCCCUCUCUUUCGCGCGGAAGCUGGACGCGGACGAGUACCACGUCACAGUGGUAUCUCCGCGGCCGUUUUUCUUCUACACGCCGCUGCUGGUGGGCAGCACGACGGGCGUGGUCUCCCCCGGCGCCAUCAUCGAGCCGAUCCGUGACACCGCGCCGGGGUGCGAGUUCCUCCGCACGGAGUGCAAGGACGUCGACCUGGAGAACAGGAAAGUGAUCUGUGACGGUGCGGUGACUCUGGACUACGACCACCUCCUCAUCGCCGUCGGAGCGCAGCCGAACACGUUCGGCAUCCCUGGCGUGGAAAAGUACGGGAAGUUCCUCAAGGAGAUCGAGCACGGCCGCCAUGUGCGGAAGGAGAUGCUGGACAUCAUUGACAAGGCGGACCUGGCCCUGGCCGCCGGGGACCUCGAGAAGACGAAGCAGCUCCUGAACUUCGUGGUGGUGGGCGGGGGCCCGACUGGCGUCGAGUUCUGCGGGGAGCUGUCGGACUUCAUCAAGCAGGAUCUCGCCAAGCGGCACCCGAAGAUCGCCGAGUACAUGAAGGUGACGCUGGUCGAGGCGCUGCCCGGGCUGCUGACCAUGUUCCACAAGACCGUCGGGGGGUACGUCCAGGAGCACCUCGCCAACCAGGGCGUCGACAUCAAGCUCAGCGCGAUGGUCAAAGAGGUGGACGAGAAGCACGUGUCCCUGAAGGUGAAGGAUGGUUCCAUCCAGAAGAUGGACUACGGCCUGCUCGUGUGGGUCGCUGGCGUGGGCAUGCGGCCCUUCACCCGGUCCAUGUGCGAGAAGAUCGGCAAGGAGAACGGGCAGACCGACCGGCGCGGGCUGCUCGUCGACGAGUGCCUCCGCGUCAAGGGCACGAGGCCCGGCGAGGUCUUCGCGAUCGGCGACUGCGCCGUGAGCGGCAAGCCGCCGACGGCCCAGGUGGCGUACCAGCAGGGCAAGUACCUGGGCCGCCUCUUCCGCCUCGGCCAGCAGCACCUGAUUCCCGACCCGGAGGCGCCCAAGUUCGAGUACAACCACCAGGGGACCAUGGCGUACAUCGGCCAGGGCGAGGCGGCCACGGAACUCAACCCGAACGGCCUCAUCAAGCUGGGGCGGUCGUCCGUCACCGACCACUUCUGGUGGCGGUCCCUCUACGGGGAGUGCGACCAGCUGCGGAUCAUGGGCCCCAUGGGCUUCGCCAUUUGGCGCUCCGUGUACUUCAGCAAGCUGGUUUCGGUGAGGAACCGUUGGUCCGUCGCGAGCGACUGGAUGCGCACGUCGUUCUUCGGGCGGCCGGCCUGCUCGUCUGCGCAGGGCACCGCUGAGGCCUGCGCAUAG
Molecule: messenger RNA, 1527 nt
Organism: Prorocentrum cordatum
Lineage: Eukaryota; Dinophyceae; Prorocentrales; Prorocentraceae
Source: the annotation of a GenBank genome assembly